AUGGAGCGGUUAUCGCAUGACUUGAACCUGGCUUUAGAAGAGAGCAACUGCAGGCAGGAACGCAGGAAGCUGGGUUUUCGCCGAAGAACCCGUUCAGCUGGAAAUUUGCCAGCCGCUGCAGUAGCAGUCAGCUUAGUGGACGAUGGAAGCUCCAGUAGCCCUCCCCAAGCACCUGUCAUCACACAACCACUCUCGGACUCAGACGACCCCCAUGUUAAUGUGCAUGCAUCUAUUAAAUCUCGUCACUACUGUCAAAUUGGCAAUUUUGAGUCAGAUUCUUUCAAUGAAAACUUCUCUCCGAGUCGCCCAUGUAAUACCAGAAGAAAGCGCAAGUUUAAAAAGAUGCCUAUGGACUAUGUUGAUGGGAAACAUUCACCACCGAUAGAAAUAUUGAGCAUUUCUAACGAGCCAAGUUUGCAAGGCAUAAACCAACAAACAGGUCUAUCACCACUUAUUCAUAUAUCAAAACACAAGCAGGAAAGAAACGCUUUUUGUGGCAAAAGGAAAUGGUCACACAGAGAUAAAGGCGAUGGUUGUGAAAUGCGAGAACGAUCCUUUAGCGGUGGUUGUUCCUCCAAAUCGAUAUACUUUAAAAACGACUUUAAAUCCAAGAAGCAUGACAUUGAAAAGAAGAGAAAGGAAGUGUUGCAACCUGGAAAAAUUAUUCUUAAACCGCAAACGUCAGAUGAUUCUGCUUCAUCUCCAUUUACAAACACUCCAACUCUACCUGGCAGUUCAAGUUUUAACUUUGUUUAUAAGAACUCUUCAAAAAAUGGUACCCCAGUUCUGUCUAAGAUGACCGGUUACACAAUUUCUACAGACCUACCACCGUUUUUUAGUCCAUCCUGUUUGAAUAAUAACCGAGAAGCAAAAUAUAGUAGAAAGAUUAAGGUCCUCAGCAAGUCACAUUCACCAAACUCCUUAAGAAAUCCACUCCAAUUUGACGACUCGGCUGGUAUGGAGUGUGGAAAUGAAAGCAGCUCUCUAAGCAGUAGUGAUUCUGAUGGUGUGAAUGGAGACAGUGAUAGAGAAGGUGACGAUGAGCUAACAGACUGGCCCGGGAUUGAGGAACUAAAAGUGUUUAACAAGAGCCUUACAUUUAAAUCAACAAAGUCCGUGAACAACUUGACAAAAUCCAUAAGCAAUAUGCCACCACCAAAACGGUUGAAAAAGGAGAAGAUACAAACGAAAAAUCCCUGGGGCAAGAACAAAAACAAAAAGAAGAGAGCCAAGGUAGACUCUGGGAACGAAGAUGCUCUUAUGUCGGAUACGAAAACUAUUGUCGAUCUAGACGACGAUGAUUAUACAGGUAAAGACCUCGUAAAAGAAGAGUUGCCACAUACAAGUAAGGAGGUCCCGCCAGGAGUUUUGCCUCACUCUUCUUUUUCCACGUUCAGCGAUAUUAAGAACGCCGGGCCGUCGGGUCUAAACGCGGAUAAAACGUUCUUUCAUUCGUUUCAAACGUACCAGAAAAAGGAAGAAUUCAAUUCGCCGCGACUGAAUUUCACGCUUCAGAAAACGUCGUCGAGUGAUCUCAAUUUGAGCGAAAAGUCGCCCCAAAGCGACCAUUACUGCAGCGAACAUUCAUUGGGGGGUAACGUUACUGAGGUGAGGGAAAUAAGGGCUGGGUGUAGACGCAUACGUGACGAAAGACCUGGCUUACUCAUUUUGAGUGCGGCGAACGAACAGCUGUCCAGGUUCCUGCAGGAUUCCUGUCAGUCAGAGCUGAAAUUGCCAAGUUUGCAUGAUCCUGAGGAAAAGGAGAAGUUGGAGUCGCUUGCUAAAUUGUACUCUUUGGAGUUGCAAGUUGAGAUGGGGAGGCCGGUGCUGCGGAAGACUAGCAACACAAUGCAAGCUAUCCGCGUAGAGCAACUUUCGUACAACAACUUCCCGUCCGACCAUAAGCGGCGCUGUUACGGAGAAGAGGCGGACUCCAGCUUGAGCCUCAGCGACCCUAACUCCAUCAACUCCAACAACGACCUUGAAGACAAGGACAUCAAACCUGACAGCGGUGUCAUCAGUGAUAUAGCUCAGAUAAGUGACGCGUUCAGUGACACUUUGAUUGAUAAGAGUCUGUUGCACCAUCCAGGGGAGUUGGACUGA
Messenger RNA from Leptosia nina, 2103 nucleotides. NCBI's taxonomy places the organism in Eukaryota, Metazoa, Arthropoda, Insecta, Lepidoptera, Pieridae. The record is from the annotation of a GenBank genome assembly.